Pseudo-nitzschia multistriata is the source of this 1656-nucleotide messenger RNA. Lineage: Eukaryota; Bacillariophyta; Bacillariophyceae; Bacillariales; Bacillariaceae. The record is from the annotation of a GenBank genome assembly.
CUUGAAUUGGAAUCUCGGGCUGUGCCAUCCCAACAAACUACGAAAUCCCUAGUAUCUAUUUCUGGAGGUCAGAAACGAGCGACACGAUGAUUCUAUCCAACGGCUUUCUUCUCGCUCCUCUCUACCUCAUGCUACUAAUGACAGGUCCAAGUGAGUCCCUCAGUCCUCCCGAGCUGGGACGAAGAGAUGCCAUAGCACAAGUUGCCGCCGCGACGGCUGGCGCUGCUGUCUUAGCGGUAAAGCCUUCGGAUGCGAAAGCUGUCGGAGAACCCUUGCCAAGCACCAUUAGUCCGAUCGUUCCAACAGAGAAUCCCCCACCAAUUCUCUCGGUUCCAAUCCCAGCGACUUCGGCGCCAACGCCAUCGGCAUCGCCUGGAACAAAGAUCCUUAACAUCCCGAGGGUGGGCUACUCAUUUUACAAGACGGCACCCGACAAAGCCGAAYGAUGYGCCGCAUUGGCCUUGCGAUCGGGCACCACACACUUGGAUCUUGCCACGCAAUACGAGUCGAAUGCCGAGAUUGGAAAAACAAUUCGAACAUAUCUGAAGAGCGGUCGAAAGAAAUUGGCGGUGGAUGAAAAGCCAGAACUCCUCGACCUAUUGGACGAGGCACAUCGGUACCAAACAACUCGAAUGGAGCUCGAGUACGGAAGGAAGAGAAAAGAAAACGCAAGACGCCGUCGAGAAAACCUAUUUAUAUCACACAAACUAUCAAACRAGGAACAAUCUACAGACCCGGACAAGAUUCGACAGGCCAUCUCGAUUGCAAUAGACGCGUUGGGGGUCGACUACCUGGAUAUGGUUUCGAUACACUCACCUUUGACAAGCUCGGAAACGCGUCUAGCUACUUAUAAGGCCCUUAUCAAUCUACAACAAGGAGGGGAUUCGUUGUCUCCCUUGAUUAGAUCCGUUGGUGUUUGCAACUACGGUGUAGGACCACUGAAGGAAAUAGCUGCAGCAGGCCUACCCUUGCCGGCUGUCAAUCAGCUGGAACUGAGCCCCUUCCAUACACAUUCGGACGUGGUUGAUUUCUGCGGCAAAAAUGGAAUAGCAGUUUCGUGUGCCGCGUGGUCGAAGUUGUCGGGUGCCAACGGUCCGAGCGAACAAUGGGAUGUUUUGUCCCGUGUCGCGAUGAACAAGAGGCUUACCAARGCCCAGGUUAUGGUCCGCUGGGCGCUCCAAAAGGGAUAUAUUUGUGUGCCAAGAUCCGGUUCGGGUUCAAAACUUGAACGAGUGGCAAUUGCAGAAAACUCGUAUGGUGGGGGACUGGUACUUAGGAACGGCAAGAUUCCAAUCAGUCCGGGUGGGAUCGAGGAUGCGAUGCUAACACCCGAGGAGAUGAAGAUUUUGGAUGGGCUGAAUCUCAACUACAAAGCCGGAAAGCUCGGUAGAACUGAUGGCUGGAGUGAAGCAGACAUGACUGGUCCAAACUGGGAUCCCACAGAAAUAUCAUGAUACAGUACUAGAUAGAGAAAAAACAAAAUCUUUGAAGCACCAACAAGAUAUUGUUUCCAUAGGUGAUUCUCAAAAACUCUCUGUUGUUUUUGUCUGCCCAAAGGGAUGUCAUGUUUCACCACUGCAUUUAAUUUUCUAGCAGAUAGCUAGUACUAGUUAGUUCAGAAGAGAAUUGCAGCUAAAAUUAACAGGCAAAUUUGGC